AUGGCACCAACACCUUCGGACAAAAAAAAAAAGCGUCAAACUGUCGCACAAAAUCUUCGAAAAAGUAACGAAAAUAAAGAAAAUGUAAUUCCGUGUACCCCCUCGGUCUCUAAUCCGAAAUCCCCAUUCUUUACCCUGAGAGAAAGUCGUCUUUUCAACGUCACUAACACACCAAAACGAGGAAUAUCCGAAUCACCUGUCGACACGACACCUCGUACACCUCACAAUGUUUAUUCGUACAAAAAACGUGAAUUUACGGGUCCGUCUUGCGAAAAACUAUCGUCAUACGCAUCAAAAACGGCCAAAGACCAUACGAAAAAUGUCAGCGACCAUUAUCAAGUUAUUCAUAACUCCCUUUUGAUAGAAUUGAUGAAACAAACAGUAUGUGAGAGAUGUCAAUCAAAAUGGAAUGGCGAUUUGGCAACAGCAAACAGAGAAGGUUUAUAUUGUUCUCUCGUAUUUACGUGUAAAUGUGGCCAUAUGAUCAAAAUUGGUACGUCGAAAUGUUGUCCACAAACAAAAAUGCGAGAUGUGAAUAUUCGAUGUGUAAUUGCCAAUCUCGCUGGUAUUGGCCAUCAAGGUCUGGCAAAAUUAUUUGGAAUUUUAAACGUGCCACCUUCCAUCGACGAUGAUCAUUAUUCACACACCGUCGCUCAUGUCCUGCCCAGUCUCCGAGCUCAUCAACAAAACUCUAUGUCGGCAGCCGUUGAGAAGGCUUGCACUGAAUCAGGCAGUCGACAAUUGAGCGUAAGUGGAGACGGCAGUUGGCAGCGUCGUGGAUUUUCAAGUUUGAAUGGCGUAGCCGCGAUCAUGUCCAGUUCAACAACCGCCAAAGUGCUAGAUAUUGAACGGAUGUCGAAGAAGUGUUCAACGUGUAUUGGCGCCCUCAGUAUCAAACAUGUGAGCAGGGAAAAAUAUGAAGCAAUUAUCAACAAGCACAAUUGUGAAAUGAAUCAUACAGGAUCAUCCGGUGCAAUGGAGGUGGAUGGGAUUUAUCGCCUAUUUGAACGUUCCCAACAUCUGUACAAUGUUCAAUACGUCAAUUACAUUGGUGAUGGCGAUGCCAAAAUUCUUCCAAAAUUACUCAACAAUCCACCGUACGACAACAUAACUAUCAACAAGAUCGAAGACAUCAACCAUUUUUCCAAGAAAAUGUUACAUCGACUGCAAAAAAUUGCACAAGAUUUGAAGCAAACAAAAAUCGAUGGAAAAAAUGAUAUGAUGACCAAUUUUAAAUAUUAUUAUCGUCAAGCAGUCGUACGAAAUAAAACAAAUCUCGAUGAAAUGGUUAAAUCAGUUUGGGCUAUAUGGAAACAUAAAGCAUCGACUGAUUUAGAACCGCAUCAUGAGUGGUGCUCACCGAUAUUUUGUGGAUUUACGAAAGCAUGGGAAGAAGAUAAAGAAUAUGAUCAUACAAAACACAGUCUCCCACUGGCUGUGAUGAAUGCUAUCCGUCCAGUAUUCACAGAAUUAGCUAGUCGUGCUACUCUAAAUAGAGUGCUCAAUGGGAGCUCUGAAAAUGCGAAUGAAAGUUUUCAUUCCAUUUUAUGGAGUUUUGCUCCAAAAAAUCGAUAUUCUCCCGGCACAAUCAUCGACGUAUGUGUGGCACUCGCCGUACUCGUGUACAACGAUGGUUAUCAAUCAAUUAUUCCAGUGGUCGAACAGCUGACAGGUGGUGAAGGUGGCUAUUAUACAAGACUGGGAAUGGAAAGAUUCGAUAAACUUCGAGUUUAUUACGAACACAAAAAGAAACGCAAAGAAGACGUGAGAGCAAAAAUGAGCGUAGAAGAACGAAAACAACAACAAGACGACGAUGAACAGUUGGACGACGCCUACUUGCCCCGUGCAUAUUAG
Messenger RNA from Didymodactylos carnosus, 1854 nucleotides. The record is from the annotation of a GenBank genome assembly. NCBI's taxonomy places the organism in Eukaryota, Metazoa, Rotifera, Eurotatoria, Philodinida, Philodinidae.